AUGGCAGAGCAGGCAUUUAGGAAGCUUCUUCCCCUCUUUGAACAAGUAUUACUUGAAAGGAGCAUAGCUGAAACUGUAACGAAAGGAGGCAUUACGCUACCAGAAGAGUCUCAAGAAAAAGUAGUAGUUGCUGGGUUAGGCACUAAAAGAAGCGGAGGCAAAAUUCAACCAUUUAGUAUGAGAGUUGGAGGUAAAGUUCCGCCAGACUUUGGAGGCACCAUAUUGGUUUUAAAUGAUGAAGAUUCUUAUUUAGAAGUAGUGGUAUUCUUGGGAAGUAUGUAG
Messenger RNA from Erinaceus europaeus (western European hedgehog), 282 nucleotides. RefSeq names its product 10 kDa heat shock protein, mitochondrial-like. The coding region runs from base 1 to 282 and encodes 93 amino acids. The record is from RefSeq and is a predicted model, not a curated record. Gene Ontology annotation, molecular function: protein folding chaperone; metal ion binding; ATP binding. Gene Ontology annotation, cellular component: mitochondrial matrix. NCBI's taxonomy places the organism in Eukaryota, Metazoa, Chordata, Mammalia, Eulipotyphla, Erinaceidae. The transcript has a single exon.